This is a messenger RNA of Ruditapes philippinarum (Manila clam), 8925 nucleotides long. RefSeq lists its product as uncharacterized. The coding region runs from base 613 to 3717 and encodes 1034 amino acids. The transcript is spliced from 14 exons. The record is from RefSeq and is a predicted model, not a curated record. Lineage: Eukaryota; Metazoa; Mollusca; Bivalvia; Venerida; Veneridae.
AUCACCCUUUUUAAAGCGGCUCUUGAUUAUCCUGACGUCACAUUGUUACAAUCAGUUCAAAUGCCAAUUAAAGUAAUGUUACAUGUACAUUGCAAGAGCAGUGCUUAUAAAUGACCUAUAUUUAAGAAGAAAAUGCCUGACAGAUAUACUGUUGACAUGGCGAAACAUCUGACAGAGUUCUAGUUGUUAUAAAUUAUAAUUUUAGAGCAUGGAGAGAAAAGGGAACCUUUACAGAUUACUGAAUGUUGGAGAAGAUUAGAUGGUCAUUCAAGCAGGGUUACUGGCCUGGCCUGGAGUCCUCAUGUUGAUGGUGCCCUUGUAUCAGUAUCAUAUGAUGGAAAUGCUCUGGUAUGGAAUGUGACAGAGAAUGUGAUACUUGCUUGUUACAGUGGACACCUAGGUAAACUGUUGUGUUGUCAAUGGAGUGGCCUUGAUCCUGGAGAGGUCAUCACUGGAGGAGAUGAUUUCAGCGCUCAUAUUUGGCAGAUAAAAGAUCACCCUGUGAAACCUGGGCAGCUUGAUACUACAAAGCGUAAGAAGAAAUUUGAAAAAAAAAGAAUUGAGAGAAUUGAUGUUGAAAGUGUUCCUAUAGAAAGGAUUGAUAAAAAGGACAUGAUGGUGACAGAUCAAGAUGACAUAAAGAUACUCCUGGAAGAAAAGAGGAAAGAACUGAUGAAGAAAGACAGACAUGAUAUAGACAUCACUCAAAGAAGAAAGCAAAAGCCAAAGUCGAUGUUUCCAGAAACAAACAAACGGGACAAUCGGGGAAAACUAUAUCUUUUAAAAGACCUUGUGAUAUUAGCUAAACUCAUAUAUGGAGAGAAGACUGUUCUAGAGUUAGGACAUGACAUUACCCAUUUAGGGCUAUUUUUAGACAGAAGAGCUGUAUAUGCUUGCUUGGCAGUAGAAGGAGAACAUCACCGUAACAAUGAGAACAUGGACUAUUUCUACCAGUUAGAGAUCUGGAAGGGCAAUAUUAAUGGUGCAUUACGAGUAGCAAGACAGAGAGAUGAACUCACAGACUGGCUAGUUGCAAUGGCACCCAUGGCUUCCUAUGACACUUGGACAUCAGUGUGUGAAGAUUAUGCUGUACAGUUAGAGAUAGAUGGACAGUACCAUAAGGCUGCCAGCUACUUUCUAGCCUGUCACAAGGUGUAUGAGGCAAUCAGGCUCUUCAAGAGGCAUAAACUAUUCAAGGAAGCCAUAGCUUUGGCUAAAUCCAGAUUGUCUCCGUUAGAUCCAGCCCUUGAAGAGUUAUACACAUUGUGGGCACAACAACUCACAAAAGAUGGAAAUUAUGAGCAAGCCGCUAAAUGUCACUUGGCUAUGAAGCAGGUUCAGGAUGCUGCCAAGUUGUUGGCAAGACGAUAUGACCAGUCUAGUUUGCGUACAGCUGCUCAUAUCUCCAUGAUUGGAAAUGACAAACAACAAGGGUUAAUGUACACACAAAAAGUGGUCCAUCAGCAAAUCUUACAGCAUGAGUGGAAGGAUACAUAUAAGUUUUUGAGAGAGAAAAAAGAUUUACAGGUAUACCUGGCUACAAGCAGUAUGCAUGAAAUGUUGAGUUGUGAGUUAGAUAGACUUGGCAUACACCCAGUCAACCAGGACAUGCUAACCAAAUGGGACCAACAGGCUUCCAAUAAAAUACAGUUACCAGAUUUCAUCCUAGACCCUGGAGAUGUUAGUAGUUUAUCUCCAUGGCAACUACAUUUGAUCAGAGGUCAUACAUUUCCUCAUCAUGUUUUACGUAUAUGGUACAGUCAUUUUGAUAUUGCCAUGGAUACAACAAGUGUGGAGGACAUGUAUAAAACAUUAUGUCUUUUGCAUGCUGGAAGACAGUCACAGGUGGAAUUGCCACAAAUUCUUAUACAAGUUUGUACAGACCUGACAUUAUGUAUGUUAUCAUUGAUGAUGUCAGAAACACCAACAGCCAUGUCACAUCUUCUACAGGCCAUUGGCAACUUACAUGAGGCAGGACAUGUGCAUGUGAUGCAAGGCAUUCUUAGACUCUUUCUGCCUCAGGGACCAAAGUAUAUUCUAAAGUUACAACAGGAAGUGACAGCAAUGAGGGUGAUGAUUAGUAUGGAUACUCAUUCCCAUGUUGAUGGAGCAUCAAAAGUUCAUACAAUUAAACGCUACCUUUCUGAGCACAAAGAUGAGAGUUUUAUAAACACAAGCCAUCUGAGAUGUAGAGAACUUGAUUGUCUGAGAGCAUACUACUAUGUGGCUAUUCUUAACUUUCUGAAAGAGAGUUGCUUUAUAGAGGAGGCAACAAAAGUAGGUGAACAUAAAGAAGAUUUAACGAAAGAUGAGAGUGACAGAUCUGCAUGUGAUACAGUAGGUAAUAUACCAGGAAACUUGACAAAAUUUACUGUCCUUUCUAGUCUUGAUGAAAAUGCCAAUGCAGAUAGUGUGUUCAAGACAGAAGAUAUAGAAAAUGCUAAUGUAGAGCUAGAAGAUAAUAUCAGAGUAGUACAUAACAGGGAAAGAGAAGUGGAGGGGGGUGAAAGCACUGACAAGACAUUUCCAAGAGUAGAUAGCACUGAAUGCAAAAAUUUUAAACCAAAAAAUGAUAACAAUACAGUUUUUGUAAAACCUAAAGAACAGCCAAAAGUUGAAAGCACAAAUCUAAGUAUUAAGCAUACAAGAUCGCAGGUGAGCCCAGUAUUAUAUGUGAAUCAUUACUCUAUCACAGUUGGACAAUUGUCUCAGCUAGCUCAAGGUGUAUUGUGGGAUCUGCAAGCCAAAAGAUAUGCUUUAACAGAGACUUUAGGUUACAUCCAUAAAGCCAUAUCACAGUUGCUUUUGUCUAAGAACACUCAGCUUUCAGAAGCUGCAGAGUCCAAUGUAAAAGAGAAAGAAAAUGAAGAACAAGAUUUAGGAGAAACCCAAGAUGGCCACUCAGAAGAAACUUCUGAAAAUGGGGCAAGUGCAGAAUCAGUAGGUAAAAGAAAGAAAUCAGAUGGUGCAACAAAUCCUGUGAAGAGUUGUGCAGACAAUCAUACAGUUCCAGAAGGUGCUGUUGCCAUGACAACUGAAAUAUCUUCCAAACAAGACAAUCAAAUGAAUACCAGCACAGUAUUGAAUACAGACACACAUACAUGUUUGCAUCACCAUAAACAUGCAGAUGAUCACAGUGAGGGACAUAUGUGUCAUACAAUGUUAAGUCAGCAUUUUGAUCAUAUGUUGAAUUUUCAUGUGCCUCAUGCUGGAGAUGUUCCAGUGCAUUGUGAAACAGAGACAGAACUGAAAUGCAGUUUUUUUGAAGUGUGUUCAUCUUGUGAAAUGUUACACAAAUCACGAAAAAUUUUGUUUGAGGAUGAACCCAGGUUUCAGACUCGGCCAGAUGUUGGAUUCAAAGACAUGACAAACAUCACAAAUCCUGCCAAAUAUAUCAAUGUACCUGAUGAGUGGUAUGGUAUGCCUGUCGACCAGAAAUACUUUAAACGAUACAUAACUAUGGCCAUAUUAAAAGAUGAGCAAGAAUAUGUAAUGGGAGAAUUAAAGAGAGGUCCAGAUAGUACACAGUCACCAUUUCCUAAUCCAUUGGAGUCUGUUAGCGUUUUGGUAGACCUGGCCAACCACUCUUCACAUAUAUCAACUAUGGAGCGACAAGAAUUUGUACAGAAAGUCAUCACAUGGGCACUAAAGUUUGCUAUUACCACAGACCAGAAACAAACAUUUGUUGGGCUUCUACAAUCAAAUUUGGAAAGUUAGGAAAUACCUAAUUUCUGGGCUCCAUAUCAGCGUCAUUUUAUGUUGUUAGCUUGACUUUUUUUUUUUAUGCCACCACAGCAUCUGCGAUGCGGUGGCAUAUAGCGAUUCACCUGUGUGUGUGUUUGUGUGUUAUAUAGAUUAUAUAGUGAACUUAAAAAAUCUUCUUGUGAAAAACCACUUGUCCAAUUUCAACCAAACUUGGCAGGAUUGAUCCUUGGGUGAAGGGCUUCCAAAGUUGUUCAAAGAAUUUCAUUCCAUGCAGAAAUCUGGUUGCCAUGGCAACCAAAAGGAAUUAUAAGAAUAAAUUUAAAGACCCAAAAGGCCUAGAGCUUAGAUAUUUUGCAUAAGGCAUUGUCUGGUAGACCUCUACCAAGAUUGUUCAAAUUAUAACCCUGGGGUCAAAAUCGGCCUGCCCCGGGGGUAAUUGAUUUUCACUAUAUGUACAUAUAGAAAAAUCUUGUUAACUCUCUAAUAGCCACUGUUUUGAUCCAAAUAUUCAGGAAAUUGGUCUGCAAGUUUGUUUUGAUGAUUUCUAAGCUCAUAUUGGAAUAUGGGUCACCUUGGGUCAAAAACCAAGUAAACCCACCCAAAUAUGGAAAAACCUUGUAAACACUCUAAUGGUCACAUUUUUUACUCAAUUGUCAUCAAACUUGGUCAGGAUGCUUGUCUAGUUAAUUGUUCGGGGGAGUUCAAACAUGAUCACAGGAGCUAAAAAUAGAAAAAUCUUGUUAACUCUCUAGUGGCUAUACUGUUGUUAUCCAAAUAUCUUGGUCUGCAAGUUUGUUUAGGUGAUUUCUUAAGGGAUCAACUUCAUACUUCAAAUAUAUGUUCCUUAUCAUCAACCACAUCUUAUGUGACAAGGUUCAUAACUCUAGCACAAAUAUCGCAAGAAUUAUCUCCCCAUAAACUUUACUUUACUUGAAAAAUGUUAUUUUUUACUAUAACUUCUUUAUUUCUUAAGGGAUCAAACUUCAUACUUCAAAUUCUUAUUCCUUAUCAUGAAUUACAUCUUAUGUCAAAAGGUUCAUCACUCUUGAAGCAAUAUUUUCAGAUUUAUCUUUCUUUGAACUUAGGAUUUUCUUUAAGAAAUAUUAUAACUUUUUUACUUUUUAAGGUAUCUACUUCAAACUUCAAAUAUAUAUUUCUUAUCAUUACACACAUGUUGUGUGACAAGGUUCAUAAAACUGGCUUGACUAUUUCCAGAAUUAUUCCCCCUUGAACUUGGAAUUUAUGUUAACAAAUGUUAUUUUUAUGCCCCCAGGCAUAUAGUGAUUGAACUGUCCGUCCGUCUGUCCGUACGAGGUUAACCUAGAACGGCAAGUUGGAUUUUUCUUAAGUUCUACCUGUACCAAUGGCUUCUAAGUUUACACACUUAUCAAUACAAAGUACAUGAUCUGGGCAAGUUACAUAACUCUGGCUUUCAUAUUUACCAAGUUAUUGCCCUUUUCAGCACUUAGAAAAUGAAUAAUGGUUAACCUAAAACGGCAAGUUGGAAAUAUCUUAAGUUCUAUCUAUACUAAUGGCUUUAUAAUUUCCACACUUACUUAUCAAUACGAAGUACAUGAUAUUGCCAAGUUAUAUAACUGUGUCAUCAAAAUUUCAGUUAUUUCCCUUUUUUCACUCCUUGUCUGGUUAACCUAUUCCGGCAAGUUGGAUUUAUCUUAAAUUUCUCCUAAUUGCUUAAUUUCUUUAAUGAUAUCGUUCAUAUUUAGUAGGUGGAUACCUUUGAUGGUCCUCUAAUUUUUUGUGGAGUAAGCGGUCUCUAGGGUCAAGGUAACUGGUUUAAAAAAUAAAUAUAAACAUUUUUGCUCAUACAGCCUUUAUAUUUUAUGUGAUGUCUUAGAUUAAUACAAACAUGCCAAGGGAGGUCCUCCUUCUUUGGGUCUAGUAAGGGGUCAUUUGGGUCAAGGUCAAUGUUACCAAUAUCAAGGUCACCAAUGUUAAAAAUAGAUUUUUACAUUUUUACAGGUGUAUUGACCUUAUUCUAUAGACAGAUGUUAUUUAUAAUUGAUAGAAACAUAAACUUUGAUGGAGUUAGUGGUCAGUUGGGUCAAGGUCACCAGUGCUAAAAAUAGAUUUUUACACAUUUGCUCAUACAGCCUUUAUUAAGUGACAGAUAUAUUUUAUAUUUGGUAGGAAGAUAACUUGCAUGGUAUUCAUCCUUUUGAUUGGGGUAGGGAUCAGUGGGUCAAGGUCACUUUGCUAAAAAAGAUUUUUACACUUUUGCCCGUAUAGCGGUAAGCUGUGGCAUAUAUAAUUGUCACUAAGUAAUUAUGUGACAAGUGCAUGGCUCUUUGGCAUGAUGUAUCAAUAUAGAUCUUAAAGCUACAUUGAAUAAAUAUGUAAAUAUAUUUUGCUGUCUGUCUAAAAACCAAGCAUUUUACAGCUUAAUUAACCUUUUAAACAGUAUUGUUGUAAAUCUCAUCAAAUAUUGUUCAUAAAUAGGGAUUUUAAACGGAAAACCCCAUGGUAACACUGAAGUUUGUAUACAAAUUUUAACAUGCAAAUGAAGACUAUAAUUAGCUUGUGUAUGCGCUAUGUCACAGUUGCUAUAUAUAUAUCAAUAUAUAUAUUUAUUGAUAAAUAUAAAUAUAUUAAUUGAUAAAGUUGCUAUACGGAACAGAGCAAAUAUGAGAGUUUUAUUUGCAAACACACUUUAACUGCUUCAGCUUCAAGGUGCAUUAGGCCUGGGGUUCAGAUAAAAGAUUAAAUUUGUAUGAAAACAUCCUUUACAAUGCGGAAAUAUACUGUUAAAUUAGGACUGCUAUUCAUAGUCAUGUUUGUUAAUUUAAUAUUGAUGUACGAAUGAUCUGAAGGCGGAGUUUCUCAUGCAAAAACAAAAAUUGUACUUUGGAUUUCACCACAAUGAGGUUGCCCAUUUUUUAUGCUUAUAAAACUCAUUUAGGUUGCCUCCACACCAAAAUAAGAUUUAGAAUUGAUAUAAAAUAGAUAAAUACAGAAUCCCUAAAGAAAGCCCAACACGGCAAAAUUGAAAAUGUUGCAGGCUCGGUUUGAUUGAGCCUGUUCAUGGACAGUACUGGAAAAUGCAAGUUACCGUCCACGCCCCCUAGCACUGGCUUAAGCAGAAUUCAACAUUUUAAACAUGAAAUAGUAAAAUUUUGAAUUUAGAAACAUCCGCAGAUGUGUUCAUACGGCGGUUAUGAAACCCUAUUUAUUAAUGAUAUAUAUCGCUAUUUCAGUUUUUAUGAAAAUUAUUAAAUGUUGCUUUAAUAUUGAUAAUUGAAAUCAAACAUGUUUUGGACAAAUGUUAUAAAUGUGUAUCCUCUCUGUUUUAAAAAUUAGUUUUGAUUACUUUAAAUGUUAUUUACUUAAAACAAAUUUAAAUUCGGGCGUAAUUCCAUAGCUAAUCGGUGCUCUUGUUUUUUUAUCUUCAGAUAUAGCAAAAAAAAAUCACUUAAAAUUGGUGACAGAAAUGUAUUAUUAACAACUGAAAAAAAAACAGAUAUGAGCCACGCCAUGACAAAACCAACAUAAUGCGUUUUGCGACCAGCAUGGAUCCAGACCAGCUUGCGCAUCCGCCCAGUCUGAUCAGGAUCCAUGCUGUUCGCUAACAAACCUUACUACAAGUAGAGAAACUGAUAGCGAACAGACUGUGCUUUUUAAGUCUUCAAAUUUACAUACAAUCAAAUAUUAGACAAUAUGUCAUGUUCGCUCUAUAAAUCCUAUAUUAAUUGAAAAAUUUUCUUCAAACUUUACUCAAAUGUUCACCCCAACUGGGCAAUGUGCAGAGCCCAUCUUAACCUUUUGCCGGCUUAAUGUCAAGGUCACAGUUGAAGGUCAAAAAUUAGAAAAUGUUCACAUGUAUUUGAAUAUUUCUAAAACUAGAACAGAUAAUCAUUUGAAACUUCAAAUAUAUAUGAAGUGUCGCAAGUAAGAUAUGCAGGUCAAGUUUCAUAACUAAAAAAAGUGUGUGUGGGGGGGAUAACUUUGUAUUGUAUUUUGACAAAGUAAGGUCCAUUUUUAUGUCUCUAAAUUUAUUUACUAUAAUAUUUCUUAAACCAGAACAUAUAUUUACUUGAAACUUAAAAUUUAUAUGAAUGGUUACAAGCAAGCUCAGAUGAGGAUAAUUCUACAAUUCCAUUGAAUUAUGACACAAGUUAUGCCCCUUUUAGGCUUAGAAAAUGUUCUGAUAUAACCAUUAAUACUUAAAUACUAGAACAGAUAUUCACUUGUUUAUUCAGUUCAUAAUUUAUCACAAUAUCUAUACUGUUAUAACUAACCUAAAUAUUUCAGUCACAUAUGGACAUUUAUUUUCCCAUUUAUUUCAACUUUAAUAUAUAAUGAUACUGUAUACUUACCAGUAAUACAUGUAAAUAUUCCAUUAGACACUGCAAAAUAACUGACCACUAAUAAAUAUUUUCAUAGAAAUUUACAUUAACUUUAAUAGCUCUGAAACCAGAACAAAUAUUUACUUGAAACUAUAUAAUAUAUGAAGGGUCACAAGUAAGCUCAGUAUACAAAGUUUUUCCACUCUUUAAGUACAUUUUGACAUAAUUAUGCUAUUUUCUUAACUUCACUGCUUCUGUUUGUUUUAGUACAUUGGGAAAAUGAAAGGUUAUUUGUAACUGUUUCGAACAUGAUUUGACAAUAUAUAUUUAUACUAUUACCUGUACAAUUUGUCUUUUUUUCACCAGAGAUAAUUUCUUUUUAUGUGUAUGUGUUUGUGCCACUUAAGUUAUUCCCUUAACCACCUUUCCAAGUCGUCUUUUGUCAAGGACAUUGGUGGGGGUAUGAAUUGCAUUCAGCGAUAGUUCUAGUUGAUGGAAAGGAUUCAUACUUGGACAAAACAACAAGUGUGACUAGACAGACCUAUUAAAAUAAAAUAAUGGAAAAACUCUUUUAUCCUUUAAUUUUCUUUUUAUUGUUUUGUUUAAACCGUUUCUUUGUUUGCUUUUAGUCAGAAGUAAAAAUGUCGAUCAUUGACUCCACAGUGGGUGGCCGGUGGCUUAUGUUAAUUAUGCCCCCCUUCGAAGAAGAGGGGGUAUAAUAAUAUUGUUUUGCUAAUGUCUGUCGGUCUGUCCGUCGGUAGACCACAUGGUUUCCGCUGAUUAUCUUGAAAACUAUGUAUCACAAAGUCUUCAUACUUCACAUAGUGAUUGGUCAUAACUAGUAGAUGACCCCUAUUGAUUUUGGGGUCACUAGGUCAAAGGUCAUAGGGGCCUUAAAUGUCAAAAUUGUUUCCGCUGA